Molecule: messenger RNA, 893 nt
Organism: Pieris brassicae (large cabbage white)
Lineage: Eukaryota; Metazoa; Arthropoda; Insecta; Lepidoptera; Pieridae
Gene: Fer2
Product: T-cell acute lymphocytic leukemia protein 1 homolog
Exons: 6
Coding region: 1-678 (225 amino acids)
Biological process (GO): regulation of transcription by RNA polymerase II; developmental process
Molecular function (GO): DNA-binding transcription factor activity, RNA polymerase II-specific; protein dimerization activity; RNA polymerase II transcription regulatory region sequence-specific DNA binding
Source: RefSeq, a predicted model, not a curated record
AUGUCAGGCACUAGAACGCAGGUUGCAGACUCAUCCACGUCGCCACCUUUAAUUGAUAAUCGUCGACUCGAUUAUUCUGCACUGAAAUUCACAUAUGUCGACGGAUCUGAUGAUGAAAGUGCGAUUACAUCGGAAUUGCCGUCGUGUGUUUACGCUGCUGCCAGAAGCCGUCUUCAGCUGCCUUUGGCUGCCUAUGUUCAUCAGCAUUCUCGACAAAUUCAUACAGAUGGUCUUCUGGACACAUCAAUGGAGCCGGAAUAUCAGUGCGGAGGGUCACCAUACCGCGUACAACGGGCGGCGGCGAACGUCCGCGAACGACGGCGAAUGCUGAGGUCCGGACCCAAUGGCAGUAUAAACUCGGCGUUCGACGAGUUGCGGGUCCAUGUUCCAACAUUUCCGUACGAGAAACGACUUAGUAAGAUUGACACUCUUCGGCUUGCGAUAGCAUAUAUCGCACUUCUUCGAGAGGUCCUGGAUGCAGAUUACGAUCCCUUAACUUAUGUUGAGAAAUGUCUACGAGGUGAAAUCAAGGCCGAUCGUGCACAUUGGAAUACUAGUGAUUUGACCGCAAGAUUAUCGUGGAUUAAUUGGGAGAACUUAGGAGUUAAUCCCCAACGAAGGAGUGUCUUGACAUCGCUGGCCCUUAGUUCUGAAAAUAUGCAGUAUCCUCAUAACUGAUGCAUUUUUUUUUGGAUUAUGUUAUUCAUGUAUUAGUAAUUAGACAUUAAUUUUAUGUUUUGAAUUAGAAAAGUAGGUCUGCUUCUAGUAUGUUAACAUUAUUUACCGUUAAUACGAAAUCUAGUGCCAAGAGUACUCUGUAACUUCCGAUUGCGAUAGCGAUCCUGACUCGUCGAUCAGUAUCGCUGGAAAUUACAGAGUACCGGUGCAAGCCA